Messenger RNA from Aspergillus steynii IBT 23096, 607 nucleotides. RefSeq lists its product as uncharacterized. The record is from RefSeq and is a predicted model, not a curated record. Bases 50 to 607 code for a protein of 185 amino acids. Lineage: Eukaryota; Fungi; Ascomycota; Eurotiomycetes; Eurotiales; Aspergillaceae. The transcript has 2 exons.
UGAGGAUCAGAUUUAUGAUACAUCGCCAAGGUCGUAUCAAGACAUCAUUAUGAAACUCUCAUUUAUCUCGCUUGUUUCGAGUCUCACUGCCGUAUUGGCAGUUAAGGACUACACAACAAAUUUCGAUUACCUCGACCUCGGCCCCCUCAAGCAGAACCCUCUCCGGGACCUGGAAUACGGCGAUGAAUUCCAAGUCGGUGCCUACAGUGUGCAAGCCUCGAAUGCGAAAACCAACGGCAAGAGACUCUUAUUCUCCGGACCAACCCCAGUAUAUAAACCAUUUGGGUCUAUGAAAGUUGCUGUCGAUGAUGUCUUUACUGUGAAGACCAUCAAGCUCGGAUGCAGUGGUCCCAAACAAAAUGGAAAGAAGGAAACAAUUCCCUGUGAUGUGGAAGUGACUGGCAUGAGGCCUUCGUUAAACGAAGUCUACAAGAAAGUCAGCUAUACCAAGACUGGGGAAUUGACGGAGGUGGAUUUAGAAGACGACUUUUGGGACCUGAGGAGUCUGUCGUUUCGAGUCAUUGCUGCUGGUCAGAAUGGGGAUGUGAAGGACGACGUGACACUCCUUUUGGAUAACUUCAACUAUUUCGUUGGCAAGGAAGAAUGA